CUGCAUGAGUGGUACUUACAGUACUGCAGCCUCAGGAGAGGUGCUGCUGGAGCUCGUGCUCGUGCUUCCCCUCCUAGGCGGGAGCUGCCCUCUCCCCAGCGGCUCCGAGAGUGGUACGCUCGUCGCUGCAGUCUCCGGAGUGGCGCUACUAGUGUUACGGACCCUGCAGCUGGAGGUGCUGCUGGUGCUGGAGCUGCUGGAGGUGCUGCUGCUGCUGGCGGUGCUGUUGGCGCUGCUGGAGGUGCUGCUGGUGCUGCUGGAGCUGCUGGAGGUGCUGCUGGUACUGGUGCUGCUGGUGCUGGUUCUGCCGGAGCUGCUGGAGCUGCUGGAGGCACUGCUGCUACUGGCGGUGCUGCUGGAGGUGCUGCUGGAGUUGCUGGAGGUGCUGCUGCUGCUGGCGGUGUUGCUGGCGCUGCUGGAGGUGCUGCUGGUGCUGGUGCUGCUGGAGCUGCUGGAGGUGCUGCUGGUACUGGUGCUGCUGGUGCUGGUGCUGCUGGAGCUGCUGGAGGUGCUGCUGGAGCUGCUGGAGGUUCUGCUGGUACUGGUGCUGCUGGUGCUAGUACUGCUGGAGCUGCUGGAGGUGCUGCUGGUGCUGGAGCUGCUGGAGGCACUGCUGCUGCUGGCGGUGCUGCUGGAGCUGCUGGAGGUGCUGGAGCUGCUGGGACUGGAGCUGCUGCGGGGGUUGGAGCUGGAGUUGCUGAGCGGCCGCGGCCGUACUACGUUCCGCUCCUUCAGCAGGUUCUUGGUCUCCCGCCCUCUACUGGUCCUACUCCUCCCCUACUGAGUCCACCGCCUGUCCAGUCCCAAGUCGCCUGUGUCCGGGCUGUCCGCGCUGGUCGUCGUGCUCCGCGUGAGCGUCCUCCUCCUGUCCUUGGCACUCACUAUAUGACCCUGCGUCCGUCCACUGCUCCACAGCGUGUCCCUCUGCCGUCUCCUCCUGCGUCCUCUCUUCCUGACGUUGCUGACCCGCCGUCAGACCUUACUCUAGCUGCCAGUCCUACUGUCGCGCGUCUCCUUACCACUGUUGUCACUGACCCUACCUUUGAGUCCUCUGCUGCGUCUGCUCUAGUCGCUGAGCUUGUUGACUUUGCUGCCGCCUGUCGUCUAGACUACGCCGCUAGCCUUGUUGCUGAGUCUGAGUCUGUCUGUCCUCUGUCCGUCGGGGGUGAGUGUGCUCUUGGCACGGACGUCCUUGAGGACAGACAGGAGGAGUUUGAGUGCUUUGCUGCUGCUUUACCUCAUCUCGUGUCCAUGCUGAUUGCCCCUGAGGGAGACCCGGAUCCACCAGACAUCCCGACCCCACGCUCCUACGCAGAGGCGAUGGAGGGUCUCUACUCCUCUCAGUGGCAGACAGCCAUGGACGCAGAGAUGGCUUCCUGGAAGUCCACAGGCACCUACGUCGACGAGGUUCCCCCACCUGGGGCGAACAUCGUCAGUGGCAUGUGGAUUUUCAGGGUGAAGCGGCCGCCGGGUUCUCCGCCUGUCUUCAAGGCGCGUUACGUUGCACGAGGCUUCAGUCAGCGAGAGGGAGUUGACUUCUUCCAGACCUUCUCCCCGACCCCGAAGAUGACCACUCUUCGGGUUCUGCUGCACGUCGCUGCUCAGCGUGACUACGAGCUCCACUGCCUUGACUUCAGCACUGCGUCCCUACAGGGCACCCUGCACGAGGAGAUCUGGCUGCGCCGCCCACCUGGCUUCACUGGGUCGUUCCCUCCUGGUACCCAGUGGAGCCUCCGGCGGCCAGUCUACAGUCUCCGCCAGGCACCCCGUGAGUGGCACGACACACUGAGGACUACUCUUGCUGCUCUUGGGUUUGCUCCUUCUACUGCUGACCCGUCGCUGUUUCUACGCACCGACACCACUCUGCCGCCGUUCUACGUUCUCGUGUACGUAGACGACUUGGUCUUUGCUACUGCUGACACUGAGGCACUCGCCCACGUGAAGUCGGAGCUGCAGAAGAGACACACGUGCACAGACCUGGGUGAGCUGACAAGCUAUCUUGGCUUGCGGAUCACCCGGGACAGAGCACAGCGCACCAUCACCUUGACUCAGUCACACAUGGUGCAGCAGGUCCUUCAGCGCUUCCGCUUCACGUACUCCUCGCCUCAGCCCACUCCUCUGCCUACCGGUCACUCGCUCUCAGCUCUGCCUUCGGAUGAGUCCGUAGAGCCGAGUGGCCCCUCCAAUUGUGAGGCUGAGAUCUACGCCACAGCCAUGGCUGCCCAGGAGCUUCGCUGGCUCACCUACCUGCUGACCGACCUGGGAGAGCGGCCUCGUUCUCCUCCAGUGCUGUACGUUGACAACAAGGCCGCCCUUGCCUUGUGUCAGGAGCACAGACUGGAGCACAGAACGAAGCACAUCGCUCUGCGCUACUUCCUUGCUCGAGAGCUGCAGCAGCGUGGUCAGCUUCGUCUUUCGUACGUGGCCACUCGGGCCAACACUGCUGAUGUGUUCACCAAGGCGCUUCAGCCUUGUGAUCAUCAGCGUUUCUGUACUGUUCUAGGCCUUGUGCCUACUGUCCCUCACUUGCUCACUUCUUGA
Molecule: messenger RNA, 2541 nt
Organism: Closterium sp. Naga37s-1
Lineage: Eukaryota; Viridiplantae; Streptophyta; Zygnematophyceae; Desmidiales; Closteriaceae
Source: the annotation of a GenBank genome assembly